Messenger RNA from Phyllostomus discolor (pale spear-nosed bat), 735 nucleotides. Its product is annotated as ferritin heavy chain-like. Gene Ontology annotation, biological process: intracellular iron ion homeostasis; iron ion transport. Gene Ontology annotation, molecular function: ferric iron binding; ferrous iron binding. Lineage: Eukaryota; Metazoa; Chordata; Mammalia; Chiroptera; Phyllostomidae. Gene Ontology annotation, cellular component: cytoplasm. The record is from RefSeq and is a predicted model, not a curated record. The transcript has a single exon.
AGCCUCCCAUCAUGACAACCAUGUCCAUUUGGCAGGUACACCAGAACUACCACCAGGACUCGAAGACCACCAUCAACCGCCAGGUCAACCUGGAGCUCUACACCUUCUACAUCUACCCGUCCAUGUCUUGCUACUUUGACCUCAAUGAUGUGGCUUUGAAGAACUUUGUCGAGUAUUUUCUUCACCAAUCUCAUAAGGAGAGGGAACAUGCUGAGAAACUGAUGAAGCUGCAGAACCAAUGAGAUGACCGAAUCUUCUUUUAGGAUAUCAAGACACCAGACUGUGAUGAUUGGGAGAAUGGGCUGAAUGCAAUGGAGUGUGAAUUACACUUGGAAAAAAGUGUGAAUCAGUUACUACUGGACUUGCACAAAUGGGCCACUGAAAAAAAUGACCCUCAUCUGUGUGACUUCAUUGAGACUCACUACUUGAAUAAGCAGGUGAAAUCCAUCAAAGAAUUGGGUGACCACAUAACCAGCUUGCACAGAUUAGGGGUUCCUGAGUCUGGCAUGGCAGAGGAUCUCUUUGACAAGCACACCUGAGAGAGUGAAGAGAACUAAACCUCGGGCUGCCUUCCCACAGCCACAGGGGUGACUUCCCUGGUCACUGAAGCAGUAUGUGCCUGUGGGAAUUAACUUUACCUUUUCUAUAACUUGUACCAAAUCAUCCACUUAUGUCCUUCAUUUAUACUGUCCCUUCAAAUAAAGUAAUUUGGUACAAAAAAAGAAAAGAAAAACA